GGAAAUUAAAUACAGAAGAAGUUGUGCCAAAGAAAGAAAAAAAAAAAACGCUCGCCUACUCUCCCACUUCUCGCUCAUCCGCUAGCUGCCAGUAUCUCUCUCUCUCAAGCACAGUUCUCUACCUCCAAAAGAUUCGAUCCCUCCUCCUCAACUCUUCCCUCAGAUUCCGCAACUCAGCGCAAGCUCGAGCUUCUUCCAUGGAGGUCGGAAUCAUUUGAUUAGGGUUUCGGAAGCUGAAUCACAGGGUUGAUUAAAAAUGGGGUGCGUGUUUGGGCGUGAGGUUUCGUCUAAGGCGGCGGCGGCGACAUCUGAAAUUAAACCAGCACAGACCUCCAAAACGGGAGAACCCGUGGAAGCGAGUAAGGCCAACGGUGCUGCUGCUGCUGAUGUGGAAGUAGAGAAGAAGAAGAAGCACGAGGAGGCUCCCAAGGAAGAUAGGAAAUCAAAAGGAGAUCGGAGAAGGUCAAAGCCUAACCCGCGCCUGAGCAAUCCUUCGAAGCAUUGGCGAGGCGAACAGGUCGCUGCUGGUUGGCCUUCUUGGCUCUCUGACGCUUGUGGCGAAGCCCUUAACGGCUGGGUUCCACGAAAGGCCGACACUUUCGAGAAAAUCGAUAAGAUUGGGCAAGGAACGUACAGUAAUGUAUACAAAGCUAAGGAUAUGCUGACUGGUAAAAUCGUGGCGCUUAAGAAGGUUCGGUUCGACAACUUGGAGCCUGAGAGCGUCAAGUUUAUGGCUAGAGAGAUUCUAGUUCUGCGGAGACUCGAUCAUCCGAAUGUUGUCAAGUUGGAAGGUUUGGUUACCUCCAGGAUGUCUUGUAGCUUGUACCUUGUGUUUCAGUACAUGGAUCAUGACUUGGCUGGUCUCGCUUCUAGCCCUCUUGUUAACUUCUCUGAAUCUGAGGUGAAAUGUUUAAUGCGUCAGUUGUUAUCUGGUAUGGAGCAUUGUCAUAGUCGCGGUGUGCUUCAUCGUGACAUCAAAGGAUCGAAUCUUCUUAUUGACGACGGUGGGGUCCUCAAGAUUGCUGAUUUUGGACUGGCGACUAUUUUUGAUCCUAAUCACAAGCGGCCUAUGACUAGCCGAGUGGUCACGCUGUGGUACCGAGCUCCGGAGCUUCUUCUUGGGGCCACUGAUUAUGGUGUUGGUAUUGAUCUUUGGAGCGCCGGCUGUAUUUUAGCUGAGCUUUUGGCCGGAAGACCUAUUAUGCCUGGUCGAACAGAGGUGGAACAACUCCAUAAGAUUUACAAGCUAUGUGGUUCACCGUCAGAGGAUUACUGGAAAAAAGGAAAAUUUACACACGGAGCGAUAUACAAACCACGUGAACCAUACAAAAGAUGCAUUAGAGAGACGUUUAAAGAUUUUCCAGCGUCAUCUCUUCCUCUCAUUGACUCCCUUCUUUCAAUUGAACCAGAGAACCGCCGAACUGCAACUGCUGCUUUAGAAAGUGAAUUCUUUACAAGCGACCCGUAUGCAUGUGAACCUACUGAUCUCCCAAAGUAUCCACCGAGUAAAGAAAUGGAUGCAAAGCGACGAGAUGAAGAAACUCGGAGACAAAGAGCUGCUAGUAAAGCCCAAGGAGAUGGUGCAAGGAAGAAUAGGCACAGAGAGCGUUCAAAUAGAGCACUUCCAGCUCCAGAAGCUAAUGCAGAACUUCAGUCAAAUGUCGAUAGGAGGAGAUUAAUCACACACGCAAACGCAAAAAGCAAGAGCGAGAAGUUUCCGCCACCACACCAGGACGGUGGAGCAAUGGGGGUACCAUUGGGAGCCUCGCAGCACAUAGACCCGACGUUCGUCCCACCAGACAUGGCGUCAUCCUUCACUUCCACUUCUUUCAAUUUUUCGAAAGAUGAACCGCCAACACAAGUUCAGACCUGGUCAGGUCCUCUGGGUCAUCCCAUCACAGGCAUUUCAAGAAGGAAGAAAGAUAGUACCAAAAGCAGCAAAGGGAAGAGAGCAGUGGUGGCUUGAGCCAGAAAAAUAUAAUUGCAAAUGCUCUCUUUCAUCCAUUUAUAACAAUGUAAGUGGUAACUUUAUUAUUCUUUGUUGCUUCUUGAAAAGAAAGUGUUUUAUUCUUUUCAAAUUUGCGUAGACUUGUCAUGUGUUUAUAAUUAUUAUGACGUUAUAUUAUGUAAUAUACACUACCUUUUUGUUGCUAUUAUAUUAAAUAUAUCUGUUCGAAUUA
Molecule: messenger RNA, 2180 nt
Organism: Brassica oleracea var. oleracea
Lineage: Eukaryota; Viridiplantae; Streptophyta; Magnoliopsida; Brassicales; Brassicaceae
Product: probable serine/threonine-protein kinase At1g54610
Exons: 8
Coding region: 257-1966 (569 amino acids)
Biological process (GO): positive regulation of transcription elongation by RNA polymerase II; protein phosphorylation
Cellular component (GO): nucleus; cyclin-dependent protein kinase holoenzyme complex
Molecular function (GO): cyclin-dependent protein serine/threonine kinase activity; RNA polymerase II CTD heptapeptide repeat kinase activity; ATP binding
Source: RefSeq, a predicted model, not a curated record